Molecule: messenger RNA, 3198 nt
Organism: Manihot esculenta (cassava)
Lineage: Eukaryota; Viridiplantae; Streptophyta; Magnoliopsida; Malpighiales; Euphorbiaceae
Exons: 9
Coding region: 797-2857 (686 amino acids)
Source: RefSeq, a predicted model, not a curated record
AAUACGCGUGAAUCGCGCAAUAGAAUUUCUCCACGCGCCUAUCUCACUUAUUUCUCAGUUUCCUUUCUCCUUCUCCCACUCUUCUCCUCGCCGUUCUGCUCUCUCUCUUUCCAGUUACAGAGAUAGCUAAACGAUGAUGAUGAUGAUGAUGACGCAGGAAGAAUCAGAUCCCGAGAUAUAUAUUUACCAAAUUACCCUCACCGUUACCUCCUCCUAACUUCCUCUGCGUAGACGGUGACGUCCCCUUUCAUUCAUAUCUCAGACGUGUCGCCUUCCAAGCCAAGCAAGGAACCAAAGCAACCCUAAGCCUCCAAUAUUCUCUAAUCAUCAUCUUUUGCUUCUCUUCUCUCUUUUUCUUCUCCUUUAUAGCUCCGCUCUGCACUGCAUUUAAUUUAAUUUAAUAUAAUUCAUAAGCUGUUGUUGUUGCUGCUGCUUCAUAAUUGUUUUACCUGAUUUCCCUGGCUUUACGCUUCGCUUUUUUGUUUCGAUGUGCGUGUAUCCACCUGUUGUUAUGAUAUGAAGUUCGGUGGUGAUUGUUUCUUCUUUUCUCUUCUUCAUCUUCAUAUUCUUCUUCUUCUUCUACUUCUUCUUCCUUCUCUUCCACUUUCAUGGAAUCCCCUUUCUCAAGGUCCCUUUCAUUUUACUCUUACAUUUGCUUUUAAAUUAUUAUUUUAUUUUUGGGUUUUUUUGGGGAGAUUAAACGGUGUUUUUUGUUUGUUUGUGGGUUGUUGCGCAGUGAAUUGCGGUGAUUUUGGAGGUAAUUUGAGGUUUAAGCGUGGCUUAAUCAGUAAUUUUCAUGGGGAAAAGCGAUAAUGCCAAAUUUGUUUUUCCUUUAACUAGUCUCCAAAUUGGAGACUUGCAGUCUUAUCUUUCAGAUCUUAGCCUUUUUGUGGCACUUGAAAGUAAUAAAUUAUAUAUCCUGGUGGACAAUCGUCCAUGGUUGAGGAAUCUUGGUUCACGGCCAGCACACUUGUGGCAAUUGAUGGUUACCAAGUCCAGAUUAUCUCCCUUUGCUAAUACUAAAGCUCAAAGGGGGAGAAAAGAGGGAAAAGAGGCUUGUACUGAUCCCAGUCUUUCAAAAUCAAAGGAGUUUAAAAGAUGGUUCUCAUUGCUUGAUGCAACAAGUUUGUCUCGAAAAAGAGCUUUGCUGCCAGUGAAGAACUUACAGAAUUCUUUGUUUCUAAGCAAUGAGUUGCAUAGGACCCUAUAUGGUUUCAUUGUGUUUGAAGUUUCUUGGACCAAUGUUCGAGGUAUUAACUACUUGAAUGAGCUUCAGACAGACACGUCUCUGGCUCUCGAAUCUAAGAUUAUGCUGAGAUGGGAAUUUGAUAGCAUAGAGCAAGCUGCAAGUUGCAUAUCUUUGUGGUUCUCAGGAACAGUUUUUGAGCAGCUACAUUUGAAAGAGUAUCUAGAAUCUGCAGUGGGUGAGAUCUUUUAUGAUGCAAGAGAAAAUUUCUCGAGGACUAUUCCUAUUGAUGAUGAGGACCAUAUCUGCAAUGAUAGUCUGGGAGUUAAGGAUAUUUCUUUAUGCUGCCCAGGUGGCAGUUUUAGUGUACAUGGGACCAUGGAAAAUAGAGCAAGUGAUCCACACACUCCUCCUCUGUCAGGUCCAUAUAAGAGAAGAAGGGUAACCAAGUCCACUAGUACUGGAGUUCAAGUUGAUUUUUAUUCUGAGGAUAUUCAGGAUGAAAUUGAAGAUUUGUUGGACAACUCUGAGACCUCUACCAAUGAUUGUGAAAACACUGUUGAAGCUAAGGAGUACCAAGAUGUUUUGAUUUUGUUUAGGUUCAGUGAUCCUGAUCUUCCUUUUAAACUGAGGGAGAUAGUGAUGUCUGACCUACGGUUACUUACUUUAUUAGAGGCUGGACUUCCUUCAUGGGUCCUCUUUCUUCAGUCAUAUCCUGGGUUUUGCCAUCUUUAUCGCCCCUGGAUGUGCCCUUUAGCUAGAACUUUAUAUGUGCUGAUCUCAAUUGUCACUGUUCUUAUAGGAUUUUAUGAUUUAUACAAAAAUGUUCCAGUUCUCAAGGCAACUGCAUCUCGUUUGUGUGGACCACUUUUUGAUUGGGUAGAAACCUGGGAGAUGGUAUCAAGGAUCAAAUACUUGGGAACUAUGCUAUUUCUGCAUAACUUUCAAAAGGCUGUUACAUGGUUUUUAAUGGUCACUCGUAGCACUCGAUCUUUCUUUUCCAUGUUCACCCAACCACUGGUUGAACCAUUUAUGGAGAUUUCGGGCUUCCUCCUUCCAAUAUGGAAUCUGCUAAUUGAAGUGGUAGAGAGUUCUUGUUCUGUUGUUUGGGUCGUGACUGGAUCAUUUUUCAAUAUAGUCAUUGAUUUGGUAGAGCUUAUACUGUGGCCUUUAUGGGUUAUUUUCUCAAUGAUCUGGAGCAUUGCAACAACAAUUUUAUAUCCCAUUUUUUGGAUCCUCGGAGAGAUACUUUAUGCUCCAAUUCGGAUGGUCCUUGCCAUUGCCAGUUCUGUUGCCCUAAUUUGUGCUUGGAUAUCAGAAUUGAUUGUAGAUAUUUGGUUGUCUCUGAGUGGAAUAUUCCAGUUUGCUUCAGCAUCUGAGGCAACAAUGAGGACUUGUGAAGUUUCCAUUUGGCGGUCACUUUGGAAUGAUCUUUUUUCUCAGGUUUUUCGUGCACUCAGGAGUAUAUUGAAUGGUUUUGUUGCCUUCUUCACAGCCUGCAAUAGGCAUCGCCUUAGCAUUUAUAAUCACAUACAGGAUUUCAUCCAAAGAAUGUUUGGUGGAGCCCAGACAAUGCAGCCCUCAGGUCAUAGACAUAAUAGGCCAACACGUGCAAGUGGGACCCGCAGUCUGAAAAAUUGCAUGCAAAUUGUUAUUAUUGCUGGCUGGUGAUGGCCAGGGAUGACCGGUGAUGUUACUAGUGGGUAUGUUUCUAUGCAUUCCAAUUAAAGGUUCAUCUGCUUUCAGUAUGUUUGACAUAGUCUGCAAAAACGAUUUAGUCUCUUAGAAUAUGGAUUUAGUUUCCCUUUGACCCUGCUUUCUGUGAAACAUUGUUGCCUUAAAUGACUGUUCUUUUUCGCAAGGUUCUAAGAAUACAAUCUAAUUUCGGAAUGCACACACCAAGAAAGGAAAGCACAUCCAGAAUGAAACAAUGGGAGGUUGUUAAAACUGGAUUUUGCAUAGUUUAAAUUUAAAAAAAAAAAGGGGUUUUCCCUGAUCGUCCUUGUGAGUAG